GGGGGGGGGGCAUGUGUAGAGGAAGACCGCCCCCGGUUCCAGCCCCGCACAGGGGGCCCAUUUGGGGUUUCCGCUCUCUCUGCCCUGCUCUCCUGAGGGGAUCCCCUUUACCAUGUUGCUGGGCAGGCGGAGGGAGGGGCGGAGGACCAUCCUGAGGGGACGGGGCAGAGCGCCCAGCCGGGCAAAGCAAAGGCCGGGCGACGGCGGCCGCUCAACGGCCUCCUUGGCUCGCGGCCUUCCGCCGCCGCCGCCGCGCGGUGUUUGCCCGGGUUGCCAGGCAACGCGCGGCGGCCUCAUGGCGGUGGCGGUGCCGCUGAGCGAGGCCUGGAUUCGCCGGCAGCCGGCUCUGCGGGGGCUACAGCCAGGUACUGACCGCCAGCUAGCGAGAGGGCUGGCCGGGGGCGCGCGCGAAGGGGCCUCCUCGCUCGGUCUCCCCAAGGAGCGCCCCCCCCCCCCAGCGCCGCCAUGGGGCAGCCUCCCCGGCCGGGCGACCACGGCUACUUAGGCCCAGCCAAGCUCAAGUCUACUUCCAAGCCUCGCUGCUUCCAAAGUUAAGGGACCCUUCGGUCACCGGGUGUGGGCAUUCUGCACAUGCUCAGGGGCGCUCCUUUUCAUAGUCUGGCACCGUCCACGACUUCAUUAGAGCAUUCGGACGUUUCCAGGGAAGGCUGGCCGGUCGGGAGGGUAGUGUGGGGUAGGAGGCAUGUGUGAAACAGAACUAAUUCCCCUGAACUUUUGUUCCAUGCGGAACGGCUCCCUUUUUUCUUCUGGCUUCUUCUCUUGUUCCCCCACCCUAGCGAAAACUACUCGCUAUAAGUGCGCGGAGGAGAGGGGCAAGUACUCCGCGGUGGGGCCUCAAGAGGAGGACUCAGAGGGGGACUGAGUGGGGAGGGGCUGGUCCUUGGGACAGGGCAGCCAAAGUACCUUGCUGAAUGCACGAGGCCACUUAAGGGAUUUUUCUGCAACCCAGGUGCACUGAAGCAAAACCAUGCUAGGGUGAAGCAAUAGCUUUGUUUUGUUGUGAGGGGAUCUUACAUAAAAAGGGAGAUCCCACGAGCCUUCUACAGCUUUCUGCCCUUGGGACCAGGUUGGGGAAUUUAAUAUUGUUAAACCUAUAGCAGCAAAUUCAGUGCUUCCUUAAGCCCACUCAAUGUGUUGGGCAGAUUGCCUGCCUCCCUUUUUAUGUUUUUAGUACUAUUUAUAACACACUCUUCUCUCUCAAAGCAGCCAGUCAAAGCAGCUAAUAAAAGUACAGUAUUAAAAAGAAAACAAAGAUAAAUCGUUUUUUUAAAGAAACAAACAAAGAAAGAAAAUGCUAGAUAGUUUGUGUUUGCACUCAAGAGAGUGGAAUGUGAUUUGAAAGAAUUGCUUCUCAUUUUCUAAAUGCUCAUCAGAGGCAGAUUUAGGGGAGUUUGACCAGUUCGUUCACACAGUGCGGAGCCUAGGGGGCGCUGCAACUAUUGUUUCAAAUGGUGCGGAGGAAGUGCUAAAUUAAAUAUUGAGACCCCAAGGUCCUCCGCUGUUCUCAUCCAAACCAUCUUUGCCUCUAGAUAAACUGGUUCUGCAGGUUUUGAAUGGUUACAAAAAGCUGUUUGAUUAGAGGCAACAGUGCAUAAAAAGAAACGUUAGUACACCAUGGGAGCUCUUCUAAAAGUAUUUUCUCUAUCCUAAGAGAUCCUCCUUUGAAUGCUUAUGACUUGUGUCUCUUGAGAGUUAUUUCUUUAAUUUUUUUCAGUUUAGUGCCAGUUUGCACUAUUGUUUUCUACCACAGUGGGGUUUACGGGUUGCAGCUUAAUAGGACUCAUACUUGUGGAUGACAGCAACAUAUUUUACAUCUAACACACACACCCCACACACAGUCAGAAUAUACAAAGCUAAAAGAAAUCAGAUAAACAAAUUUUCUGAUAUGUAAAAAACUGCAGUUUAAGAACUGUAGGAAAGACCAAAACACAUUUACAAAUUGCCAUUUUUUUCCAGAACAGGUGGAGUCCAUCUCUCUGCAGGGAACCCAUGCAGCCAAAAUUGUCUCUCUUGGAGAUGGCCUGAAAGCCUUUAAAAACCUUCAGUCUUUAGAUUUGUCAAAGAACCUGCUUGCUUGUCUAGAGGUGAGUUCUGUGGCCUUUCAUGGUUGCUGCAGGAUAAUCUAUUGAGAGAUUAGAUCUUCUUUCCCAAAAGCCAGAGCCUGGGAUACUCCUGAACUGCGAAGCCGGUAAUUGUGGUGAUGAAUGAUUCUUGUUUCCCAAGUGGAGGAGCUUGGUAUUAGUAAGAGGCAUCUCACCCAUAUCCUUUCCUGCCUUCACAUGUCUAAUAUGGUGCGCUAGCAGCUCAGUCUCGGAAGUGAUAUACACCUAAACUGUAGGCUGCAAUCCUAAACCUGCUUACCUGGGAGUAAGACCCAAUGAAUUUAGUGGGUCUUAUGGCUGCAUAGACAUGGUUAGGAUUGUGUUCUUUCUGCCCUGGAUGGGCAGCAUUUAGACUUAUAAAACUUUUUCAAUUGCCCUGUGGAAACUCUGGCUCUUCCUCUCUUACCUGUUGCAUGGCUGUGGCCAUGGAAACAGGGGUUAUCUCCCAGCCAUUCUCUCUGAAGAUUUUGCAGUCAGGUAUGGGAUACUGUUAUAAAAUUAGAUAGAAACCUAUUUAACAUUUAAUAAAGUUUAUGUACCUACACCUAUCCUCUAAAUAAUGAGUUAUGUAUCAAUGUAUGCUUUUAUUUCUUUGAUAUUUUGAGUUCUAUGCUAUGUGGACUUCUUUGCCCCUUGCCUUUCUUUUUUCUUUUAUAAAUUUUAUUUAUAGUUUUCAUUUGUAUACAUUUCAAUAAUUUUACAAAAAUCCUAACAUUUCAAACAAUUUGACUUCCUUCUUCUUUCUGCGGUUCCUUAAAUUUGUCUUAUCAUUUCCUGCAUAUUCUAAAUUAACUUAACUUAUGCUUUAAUUCUAUAUUCUUUUUAAAACUGCAGGUUAUAAUAAUAAUCCUGCCAAUGUCUUUACCUGUUUACAAGUUGUUUGUAAAUAUUCAAUCAACCAUGUCCAUUGUAUUUCGACCCCCUGUCUUUCUAAGUGCUGUUUGCAUAGUUUAGGAGCAGAAUGUUUAUGUGCAAGGCAUUUUUUACCUUGAAUCUAGGAAGCUAUAGGGAUGGGAUGAUAAGGACUAUUUUGAAGGUCUGGUUGUCAAUAAAACAACAGUAAGUAGGUGAAGCAGAAGUCCUGAGGCUCCAGAGUAAUGUGGUACACGAGCUAAUAGAGACAAGAAGAUAAUGAAGUGGAGCAAGACAGUUUUUAACUCCUUGAUCUGUGACCUCCCUUUAUUCUAUGAGCUAAUGCUUGUACAAGAAGAUCAAACGUAUCCAUUCUUAAGGAAAUCAGCCCUGAGUGCUCACUGGAAGGACAGAUCGUGAAGUUGAGGCUCCAAUACUUUGGCCACCUCAUGAGAAGAGAAGACUCCCUGGAAAAGACCCUGAUGUUGGGAAAGAUGGAGGACACAAGGAGAAGGGGACGACAGAGGAUGAGAUGGUUGGACAGUGUUCUCGAAGCUACAAACAUGAGCCUAACCAAACUGCGGGAGGCAGUGGAAGACAGGAGUGCCUGGCAUGCUCUGGUCCAUGGGUUCACGAAGAGUCGGACACGACCAAACGACUAAACAACAAAAAUGCUUGUACAACUUAAACUCACACAGGGACAAGCAAAGGAGGACGCCUUCACGCCAGUGUGGCUCCCCUUUAUCACAUAUACAGCCCCACAAGACAGUGUCCUAUCCCACCCCACCCCACAACAACAUACAAAUCAAUAUGGCUAAUCUGACCCAACAACACCCCCCCACACAUGCAAACAUACCACAUUGCAAUCAACAGAACACAACCAACCAAGCUCUGGAUCUGCUAAUAUUUUGUACCACCACCAAAAAUAGAUAUAUAAAUAAAUAACUCACAUGACGCUGACACAAAAACCCUAAACAAACACUAUGCAACAGAAUGAAAAAUCAUUUUCUCCCCAUCUCUCUCUCCCCCCCUUCCCCCCCAGCCACAUAAUGUCUAUGUUAACAGUGUCGCAUACUGAAUGUAAAUGAACUGUGAAAAAGACUCUCUGAAUUGAAAGUGGAGACACCAUAUGUUCUUUUGCGUUGCACAAUAAAAUCUUUAAUAAAAAUAUAAUUUAAGCAAAGAAGCAAAAAAAACUUUGUUAAAAUGUGCUUUGGAGCAGUUCUCCUAACUUCUGGUUUGGAGUAACUGUCAGUAUGGCAAUAGUUUCUUUGAAUAAACUGGGUUCCUACCAGGAAGCUCAGCUUGCAUAUCUGUCUUGGAUUUCUUUCUUUAAGGUUUUAUUCCCUCACCUGGGCAUGAACCAUUGGGAGGUGGUUUAGAAGCAACUCUCUAGUACAAUGCUAAGAACAGAGAUGCAGCUCUAUGCUGGCUUCCUUGUGUUUUCCAGCACAAUUCACGAUUGUACCAACCUUUUACAGUUAUUUGAGAAUGUUGACAAUAUGUGGAAAUAUAAAGGCAAUUAUGCAGAUAUUAUAUAUUUUGAAGGAAGGGCCACCUUCGUGGCAGAGCAGCUGUUUUGCCUGCAGAAGGUCUCAGGUUCAAUUCAUGGCAUCUCCAGGUAGGGCUGGGAAUGUUCCUUGCCUGAAACCCUGAAGAUUUUCUGCCAGCCAGUGUAGACAGCACUGACCUAGACAGACCAAGGCUCAGUAUGUGUUCCUAUAUACUUCCGAAACACUUCUGACAAGAGUCUUUCUCUUAAGCCAAUUUACCAGUUGCAGAAUUGUGUGUUCUCUUAUGGAUCAAUAACUGGUUUAAUACCAGGAAGCAGAUGGUAGGAAAACGUUUAUCUUUUGCACAAUAGUGCAAUAUUUGAAAUUUUUAAAGGCAAAAAUAAUAUGCAAAUGUUCAUAAAUAAAUAAAAGCAUGCAACGUGGCUCCUGAAGGCUGGAGCUGGUGCCUGUGAUGAGGCUGGAGUUAAGGCUAUAGUUUGGCUGUCCGUGUAUUGUGAACUGCCUUCAGAUUUUUGGAUGAAGGGCAGUAUAUAAAUUUAAUAAAUAAUAAAAUAAAUUUGGACUCAAAGGUGGGUGUACAGCAGUAGUAGUGGGUUUGCAAUAAGAGUUUUCUGAGCCACAGAAAAAGCCAGAGGUGGAGGUGGGUGGGCAAGUCAAGAGAGAAGGCAAAAGACAGAGGCAUCUCCAAGGAAGAGUGUGAGGCACUAAUGUGAUGGAGGGAUAAACUUUGUCCUCAGACCUGCACUGGAGGCUGUUAGGUCCAGGAGCAAGGGACAAAGAAUGGUGCUGAGCCCUGCCUGCCCUCUGGCACAAGAGGGGUCUAAGAAUACUCUGGAGGGUUUGUUCCUGUGGAGAGUACCAUAGGGCUAUUUAAUUUAUUCACAAAUAAUCUGGAGGUACAGGAGGCUUACUUUCCACAUUAAGUGACAGUGUGUAUGAGCUCAUAGUCAUUUAGAAUGACGAAAAUGCAAGCAGAUUGUGAGAAACACCAAAAGAGCUCUCCAAACCAGUGUUUCCCAACUGGGGCCAUAUGGCCCCCUGGGCCCCUCUACGAUAUUUCAAGGGGCCCACGGGUGAAAAUUGCGUAAAUGGGGUGGCCACAGAGGGAAGUGAGAAGUGAAGGAAUAUAUAUAUCUACUUGAACAAUCACAAGAGGGUAAGAGGGCAUCUCACCAGGGCUUAGCACUCUUUUUUGCCAUAUGCAUUUUCUUGGAGCAGUCCUGGUUUGUUUCCCACAGGAGAGGGCGAUCGCUGAGGCUCCUGUUUUGACUGGUAGAGCCCGCGAUCCAGAACCCCCAGGUCAGUGCUGGGUUAGGGUGGCAAUGGGUAGGGCUGGGAGAUCUGGAGCUGCUUGUUGCUGUCACCACUGCUAGGCCCAGUGGCAGUCUGGGCCUGACUCUGCAAGGUGCAGGGUGCAGUCAACUCAAGCACCUAGUGGAUCAGGGCUUUCAGAUGUUGCCAAGAGGCACAGGGCCUGUUGGCAGCAUAGGCCCGGCUCUGCAAGGUGUGGGGUGAAAUCCACUCAGUGCCUAGCCGAGCAGGGUCAUCUGGUGCUGCUGACUUGCAUCUAGUAAAUAGCAAAGUACGGUAUUUACUCAGCAGAAGGCUGCACUGAGUUCAGUGGGCCUUACUUCCAGGUAAGGGUUUGUGGGGGCUGUAGUGUUUUAUCUAGGCAGCCAGGGCUCCUUGAGAUGACAAGAUCUUUUUUUUUUAAUUUUCCCAUAUAUACAGAACUCCCUAUGUGCAUUUUGGACUGUAUUUGUAGGUUUCCCCCUCUGUGUCAAAUAAUUGGGGUCAAACAAAUGUUGUUUACUUUUUUAUAAUACUUGGAAGAUGGCUCUCCCUCUGAAGGUUCUGAACUCUCCUUCCUUGGAGGUUUCUAAGUGAAGGUUGAAUGCUGGUCUCGCAGGGCCCACCUUUCUCGUUGUUUCCUCACACUGGUCUGGCCUAAUAUAUUGCCCAUCUCUAGCACCACACUGGAAUGCUGUGUGUCCUUGAUAAAGGACAGCAAAGAGUUGGAAAAGAUCAACCAAUUUUGUUCAGGCAGAUAAAGUAUAUUCUCAAGAGGAAAGCCUUAAGCAUUUGGAGCCAUUUAGUGUCAAAAAAGAUAACUGUAAUAGAUCUGAUGGAGGUUUAUAAAACUAUGCAUGUUAUGGAGAAAAUGCACGCUCUCCCCCACUUCCAAUGUAUUACUCGCUCAGUUGGUGAGAUCAAGUUCAGUGCUUAAAGAAACAUUUUAUUUUCAAAUUGCAACCUUGUCUUUUUCUCCAUGCAGGGUCUUGAGUAUUUACAAUUGUUACAACAUCUGAAUUUGUACUAUAAUCAUGUUUCAUCCUUGCUGGAAGUUGCCCGCCUUCAAGCGUUGCCUCUCCUUAGAGAGCUGGACCUGCGUCUCAACCCUGUAACCAGGAAGGAAUCUGAUUAUAGACUGUUCACUGUGUACAGAUUACAAGCUCUGGAGAUGCUAGGUGAGAGAUGAAGCAAGGAGAGACAGUAGAGGUCAUUUCUAUGAUGCUGGCAUAAGGGCAAAGCUUGUCACUGUUCCAAUUGUUUACUCAAACAUUGCAGUCAUGGCUUCAGCCAGUAACUACAAGUAGCUCUGUCCCCCAGUCUCAUGGGGAGCUACGUCGAUGGUCAGGAUACCAAUCCCAAAUUCUCUUUCCUGACCAACAGAUGAGGCAGGUGAGAGUGCAUUGCCCCCAUAAAUUUAAAGUAGAUGGGGAACUCUCUCACACACACACACACACACUGCACCGCUGCUUGUGGAUCCUAUCUGCCUCUAAAACAUUGCCUAGACACCCACCCCUCCAUGGUCUGACACCAUAGUUUGAGAACCUCUGCUUAAUAUUAUUUAGCAGUCCUAGAACUGAGCCUUCCCCCUUUUCUUCAUGACCCUGUGCACUGUUUCUAGGGAGUGUGCCCAUGAAAGGGCGUGUGUUUGUGGCUGCACUGUGUACUAAGGGCUUUGCCUUCUGUUGCUAUGGAGAAGCAUAUUAUGCUGUCACAAAUCUUUGCCUCACUGAAUCUUCCAUUUUACUUGUGCUCACUUUGGAUAGCUAGAUUAGUCAGUAGUCUGAUGUUUUUGAAUGAAAACUGCAGGUCCCUAGAGUUUAAGAUUAGACUGAACUGCUGCUAUAGACCAUUUGUUUUCCUCCAGAUGCUACCUGCCAUGCAUGGUGUAUCUUCUUGAAGAACAACCAAUCUUGAUACAAAGACUGGAAGGUGUGGUGGAGUAAGUUUGGAGAGAGAGAACGGGGAAAUGGUGACAUAUAGCCAACUGUUGCUUCUAUAUAAUGAACUUAGAAAGCAAAUUGGGAGCAUAAACCAUAUUCUGUACCUUGAACCGUAGCAAAAUUCCAGUAAAUGUUUGAGUUUUGAUUCAGUGAAUACCAUGCCUUAUUUCUAGUUUGCAUCCAUCUACCUUGAAAUUGUCCUGCAUCCUUCUUUGCAGUAUUCUCAAGCAUAGAAUAGGGCUGGACAGAGCUGUACCUAGGAGUUGGUGAAAGCGGCCUCCGCCGGGGGCGGGGUGUGUGUGGAAGCCGUUUGGGUGUGUGGGAAAAAUCACCAUUGGAGAUUGACUGGGAGAUGAAGUGGCACUAGCCCGCUUUUGGAUCCUGCAGCACAGGGCAAGAGAGGAGAAGGGAGAGAGGGCUUUCAAAAUAUGUCUACCCCCACCCUGCAGUAACUGCCUUUCAGUCAAACCUAGUGAGUUGGCAAAGCUCAGCAGUCACAGAUCAGGACAGGCUGCUGCAAUGAUGAGCCCUAACAGCAGCCACUUCCUUUUGCUAGGAAGUUGUCAGACCAACUCUGUGAAAUAUAUAUGCCUGAGUAGAGUUGCAAAUUUAGGCAGCAAUAUGAGAGUAAAUCCUAUUGAACUGAAUGGGGCUUAUUUCUGAGUAGGCCUGCAGAGAAAUGUGCUGCUUGUCAGUUUUUUUGGCAUCAGAGAUACAAAUCUUACUGUAUUAAACAACAUGUUCAACAACAUGCUGAAUAUAUAGAUUUGGGCUCAUGUUGGGGAGGGACACAUUACUUUGUCAGUAUUUUGCACUGACGCUCACUGGAACAUUUGCUUUUAAAAAUAAACUGCACCCCAAAAUAGUUCAGUUAGCAAAGGAUCUGGCCUGUGCUCCAGUCUACAAGGCUUACCAGGAUUUCGAGUACUUGGGCUGUGUAAAAUAUAGUAAUUUCUAAUGUGGCUAUUGCAGUAAAGUAUUUUUUAUUCCUGAGGAGGAUGUAAUACAGCUCCUUGCCGAGGAUACAAGGGGCCCUAGGGCAUCUCUGUGGUCAGAUGCCCUGAGUGUUGUCAAUGUAUUUCAUGAACAAUACUAGAAUGCCGCUUAUGAAAAGAGGCACAGAAGUGAGCAGAGAUUGCCCUUGCAUGUGGCAUUCUAAACAAAUGUUAGGCAAUAUGGUGCCUAAAACUGUGGCCUAGUUCAUGUGUAGUGUUUAUCCAUGGUUUACUAAACUGUGGUUUAUUUGAUCACCCAAACCCUGGCCAGCAGCGUAACCAUGGCUUGUUAACCACAAACCAACCACAUUCAUAAGCCAUGGUUUGUUGUUGGAUUACAAACCUUAGUUUAUGCUAACUAUUGCUUAAACAUUGCAUAUACGGUAGGAAAGACCUCUAUGUCUGUUCAACUUGCACAUUUCACAUUUGGAAGUUAGCUGUUAGAUGGAAAACAACACUCAGUUCAUCAGGACUGACACAGAACACAGAACAUAAAACAUACAUAGUUUUAUAGUUACAUCAAAAUAAAAAAAAUAGCACGUUACAGCAAUCUUUCUGCAUUUUGGAGGUGUGUGUGUCAGAUAUACAGAAACAGUCUUCAUUCCAUGCUUCUUCCUUCUUCCUUGGAAUUGGUGGGUUUAUGAGGGGCCUGUUAGAGAUUUCUGUAUUUACUUGCAAGAUCACAACUCCAAGGAUUGGGUGAAAUAUGACUUUCUGGUGUGUGAGCCAGUAGGGUAUAAAGCAGGGGUGCCCAGUUUUUUUUCAAAGAGGGCCAGAUUUGAUGAAGUGAACAUUCGUGAGUUUUUUUUUAGGCUUGGAGGAUUGAAGUUUUGAGCUAUUUAAAGGAUUUAACCCCAAAGUUUUUGAGCUUUUUGGGGGAUUGAAGUUGGUGAGCUUUUCUUAGGAUUUUAACCCAGGACAUAUACUGACACGUGGGCCAGAUUCAAUUGACCAUCGGGCCGGAUUAGGCCCCCGAAACAGACUUUGGACAUGCCAGGUGUAAAGCAUAGGGAGACAUGAGAGACCCAACUUGGGCAUGGUUCAUUGAAUAGCCUUGGGCUAGUCACUCCGCUCUCUAAAACUCUUAGGAAAUUACUGGACAGUGAGGAUGAGCAUUCCAUAGUUUACAGGAUAAACCUUGUACUUGCUUAUAUCAUGUGCUGAGUGAAUUUGAACUACCGUAUUUUUUGCACCAUAACACUCACUUUUUUCCUCCUAGAAAGUAAGGGGAAAUGUCUCUGCGUGUUAUGGAGCGAAUGCCUACGGAUGACAGGGGGAUCUGCUGCAGUCGUGAGCAGAGGAUCCAUGGUUCCCUUUCCUUCCCUCCUCCGUGGCUCGCUUUGAAACAGCAAAGCGGGAGAAGAGCCGCUGAGUGGGGAGGAGAGAGGGACAGAGACCCUGCUUGCUUUAAAGGAGCAAAGCGGGAGAGGAGAGGAGCCGCUUACACAAGUGUAAGCGGCUCCUGUCCAGUUGGCUCCUUUAAAGCAAGCAGGGUCUGUGUCCCUCUCUCCUCCCCACUCAGCUGGCUAAAUAGCAGCAAAGUUUUUCAGCGAGCUGGGGAGGAAGGAGAGAAGCAGAGCCUUUAAAGGAGCAAAGCGGGAGAGGAGAGGAGCCUUCUCCUCUUAUACCCCUCUUCUGCAUUAUUAACAGCAUCCUUCUCCACCCACGUGGGUGCGUGUUCCUUGUCCCUUGAGUGCUUUUCCUUCCCUCCCCACUUAAAACGUUGUGACAAAGCACGGAUCCACAUGGAUCCUCAGGAUUUUUGCACUGGGUCACCCCAAAUUCAUCAUCAGAUCACAUAGCAUGUCCAUGGCUACAGCUUGCACCCAAAAAAUCAUGCACCCACUGUUGCCUGGGGCCGCAGUGGUGCAAAAACGUGGUUACAAAGCAUGGAUUCACAUGGAUCCUCAGGAUUUUUGCAUUGGGCUACCUCAAACUCACCGUCAGAUCACAUGUCUGUGGCCACAGCAUGAACCACAAAAAUCAUACAUCCACUGUUUCGUUUAGAAUAUUUUUUUUCUUGUUUUCCUCCUCUAAAAACUAUGUGCGUGUUAUGGUCGGGUGCGUGUUAUAGAGCGAAAAAUACGGUACUUGUUCCCAUUUCUUUACUGCCUCGUAAGUCCUUGGUGGGCUCUGCUGCCUAGUAAUCAGAGACCAAAGGAAAUACUAAAAAGGAGGGCAGGAUAUAUCACCUGAAUAAUCACAUUAUCAGAUGAAUUUUGUGGUACUUCUGUAAUUCUGUUGUCCUUUGUAAGCUGAUGUGAUGCUGUAAAGUGGGAUAUUAGUAUUCUAAACAAAUGACACCAAGCCUACAGGCAGAAAAAUGGCUGUCUGCCUCCAUAAUUUCUAGUGCUGCUGCUGCCCUUUAUUUCUGACACUUUGGUCCAGGAGUGGAGAAUUGUUAUGGCUCUGUGGGCCAGAUCUUUAUCUGGCCCCACCUCUGCAGGCUAAUUCUAACAGAUUGGUAGGGUAGCCCAUCUGUCAAUCACAUGGCACCAUUAUGAUUUCACAUGAUUGCUACCGUUCUUUGAAGCCAGUCAUUGAUCCUGCAUUUUUUUUCUUCAUAGAUGAAAGAACUAUUAGGAAGCAUGAGAGAAAAGCUGCCCACCUGCAUUUUAACCUCAGGAGCAAAGAGGACCCAUUGGAAAAAGACGAGUCAAGGUAUGGAAGUGGCCUGCUGAAAAGUAACACUUUGGAUGGGAAAGGAGGUGCUUGAUAAUGAAGGUUACCUUAAUUCUAACAUCGCUGUUGUUAAAUUUACCUCUAGGGAAAUUACAAUGAGGAGUGAAGUGCUAGACCAAGAGAGCUUUGCAACAUCCAGUAUGAAUACAGAGAGCAACAGGACACGUACUGGUAGGUUUUAUGAGACAAUCACACUGGGAUUGGAAAACCUCAGUAUGCUUAGCCUGAAUAUUUGAUUGUGCUCAUGUACAUUAUGUGGUGCUGCCCUUGUAUCUGGUCUGGAAGCUGCCAUUGUCCCUGACUGUUGACUCUGCCGACCCAGCAUGCCCCUCUGCCAGAAGCCACAACAGAAGAGAGCUUUUGCCUCUAUGUCCUGCUUCUUCAUGGAGGCUGCUGUGGAAAACAGAAUGCUGGACUGGAUGGGUCACUGGCCUGAUCCAGUUGGGCUCUGAUGAGUGACUGACUCUCCAUGAGACAUGCUUGGAUAUUGGCUGCUUUGAGCUUUACAAGGCAUUCUUGCAAUUGUGAGUGUGUCCACACUUUCCUUUUGCCCCGCUCUUUCUAGGCACAGUUCUGUGCUCUAAAGCUCAGUGUCUGGGCAUUCUUCUUUUAGCCCCCCAGCUUUCCCUGUGGAAAACACAUGCUUUAAAGCUGACAUGCAACAAAUGGCCAUUCAGGUUUUCACGGAUUGCCAAAAGUAGGUUUUCAUAGGGAAAACUCUGGAGUAAAAAAAUGGUGCUUGGACAAAGAGCUUUAAAGCGUGGAUCAUGCUUGAUCUCUCCUUUCUAUAGCUAGUCUGUAAGUCCAUAUCCAGUGGGAUGCGGGUGGCGCUGUGGGUUAAACCACAGAGCCUAGGACUUGCCGAUCAGGAGGUCGGCGGUUCGAAUGCCCGCGGUGGGGUGAGCUCCCGUUGCUCGGUCCCUGCUCCUGCCAACCUAACAGUUCGAAAGCACGUCAAAGUGCAAGUAGAUAAAUAGGUACCGCUGUGGCGGGAAGGUAAACGGCGUUUCUGUGCGCUGCUCUGGUUCGCCAGAAGCGGCUUAGUCAUGCUGGCCACAUGACCCGGAAGCUGUACGCUGGCUCCCUCGGCCAGUAAAGCGAGAUGAGCGCCGCAACCCCAGAGUCAGUCACGACUGGACCUAAUGGUCAGGGGUCCCUUUACCUUUUUUUUAAGUCCAUAUCUGACCUUUGUUUCACUCAGACUCUUGACUUGCCUUCCCUCCUUCUUUCCUAAGGAGGAAAUGUGUGUGGCUGCAAUUUGCUGGUGUUUGUUUCACCACAGAUCCUAACCAUCCCUUUUCCCUGAGGGGCAAAACUGUAUAUUGCUACAAUGCCUUGAAGCAAAGAUACCCUCAAGUGGGUAAUCCCUUGAUGUCAUCUUCUCAAACAAAUCCUUUCAAAUGCAUUUAGGGUCUUCAGAUGGGGUUAUCAGAAAGCUUUUCUUACAGUGUUGCACAAUUUAUAUUCUGUUUCAAGGUCAGGGAGAAGGGAUUUAGAUUUCUCACCCAAACUUACUCCCUGGUAUUUUAAAUCUUCUCAUAUCGUGUAGGAUAUGGCCCGCCUUCAACUAUUUUAACAGCUAGUAAGAUACACACACACACACACACACACACACGGUACAAAGGCCCCCAUGUGUUUGCCCUACAAUCUCCCUGGGUGAUGUUGUCACUCCCAGGAGGAACUAUGGUAGGAUUAUAAAUGUGUGUGGCAGAGGAGCAGUGUGCAUUAGCCACUUCAGAUAGCUAGAACCUGUAAAAAAAAAGGUGGGGAGAGAAGACAGCCCCCAGACUAUUUUGUGAGCAUUUUAAAGAAGUCCUGCAUUCAUGUGGAUUCUAGAAAAUCCUCACAGAAAUGGGAUGAAACUAAUUUCCUGGUCAACACAUGUAACAUGGAAACGAACUGGUAUAAUUAAGACUGUUCCAUCCAUCCCUAAUUUGAACCAAUGUUUUCUUUGUUUAUUCCUUUGACUGUAAUACUGUGUGGGGGUUUUUUAAAUAACAAAACCUUAUAUUUGUGGGGUGGUGUUCUGAUCUUUGAUAGAACCCUUGGUUUUGGGGAAUUGGGUUGGCAGAUUUUUGAACCCAGCAGAGUUGUGACACUAUUCCCCACUUAGAUUUAUCUCUCUCCCCAGAUUAUACUUGAUUUUUUUCUCUCUAACUCAGGAAGGUAUUGCAGUUAUUUAUUUUGGGGGUAUUUUAUGGUACAUCUGAGCUCAGUGGUAUAUCUGGGAGCUAUAAAUGGGUUUAGUGCCCCACUGGGCUGCCAAGGUAAGGAAAUGGAUAAAUGCCCCCUGAGGAGCUUCCUGUAAGAGCAAAACAAAAGGAUGGGCCUCAGCAGUCUGGAACACGUGGGUGUGUUUCAUUCUGAUUCUUCUGCAAACGAACAGUGGGUGCUCAUCAUUAUUUCUCCUUAUGAAACGAAACCAGGUACAAAGUAUUCAUCUCCUCGCCAUAUGUCAUGCCAUGAUGAGAGAGACUCAUUUCUAAAGACAUCGCCUGUUUCUGUGUUGCCAACCAGCAAAUUAACUAAAGGAAACAAGGACCAGAUCCUGGUAAGUGGGCUUGAUGAAGUCAAACAGAGGCAGGCGGCUUCUGCUGCUGUUUUGGGCAGCGCUUUGCUAUGUUAAACUUCUGUGUCCUCUAACUGUACAGUUGCAUCAGUGUCAGCUGUAGAAAGUUUUUAGGUGUCAUAUGCAUUGAGAGGGAGGCCUUUCCUUUUCAAAAUUGUGGCAAUCCCCCUGUUUAUGUCCUUUCUUAUAUAUAAAGCAUGAUAAUGCCAAACCUACUCUUUUUGUCCAUCCCAUUUGUAUCGGUUCAUUAAAUGACUAGAAUAUGUGUUCACAUUUUGGGUUAUACAGUACAACUAAGUGAAGUCAGUAAACUCCAGGCUAGUUCACAGACUAGAAGGAGAGAAACAGUAGGCCUAUAUGACAGUUCAUUGUCCUACGCCUCAUAUCACAUGGUGCUUCCGGGGACAGUGGCAUGAUGGUUAGUUUUAUGAGUGUUUGCUACCACUUGCCUGUUGAAAUGCCUACUGGUAAUUCUGCCCCUAGAUCCAUUUAUGGCCUCUUAAUUGAAACACUCAGAAACAUUUCGUGUGGGGGGGGGGAAGGGCCAAAAUGAAAACCAGAUGUGCUUCCACCCCCAGGCCUGGAGAAAGCAACUGAAAUGCAAAAUACUUAAAACGCUUAUAUGGUAAAGCAAUGCCAAAAGUUAAGGUAAAAGACUGAUUUUUCUGAAACAAAUGAGUAACUCUUGCUAUUGGACAGAAUAUUGACUUUGUAAUAUCUUCCAGCUAGACAAUGCAAAAGCAAGACAGUUUCUGAGUCACAACUCUUUGGACAGAGGUGAGUGUUUUCCUUUUCCAAACUCAUAAAAAUCUGUGUGCAUUCUCAGCCUUUAGGGGUCAGAUGACUCUCCUGAUUCUGAUGUUUCUCUAAGGCCAGUUCUCACAAAAAAGCAGACAGAAAGUAGUAAAAUCUAUCCAGAUUCUGCUGCUUGAGCCUGAAGAUUUCAUCAGUACGUUAAAAAACACACCUUGCAUGUCAAGGUCCCCCCCCCAUGGGGACCCAUAUUCCAUCAUGUAAGUGUCCACUUGCAGUCUGAAGUGGAACAGUCCAAAUAUGGGCCUACCACCUACCUGCUCUUUCUGAAUACUAGGCCUAAAUCUAGAUGAAAAUGUGACUAUUUGAAGAUAUGGGUGUUUCUUACAAGGUUUUAUUUCAACUUAUCGAGAUGUUUUUCAGUUUGGUACAAAAAUAUAAUUUACAGGAUAAGUUUUGAGUGAUUGAUGGGUUUUCUUUUUGCAACCAUCAAUAUAAAUGGCAGGUAUAUUGCUAAUAUGCUUCUCAACCACUAGAGCUCCAGUUUUUUGGCUCGCUCAGCCUUUGCCUCAGAGCAUGAAAUAAACAUCUGUCAACCCACAUAAUUUAAUUUAUAAAUGGAACCUUAUCUUAAGUGUGACUAAAUUCACAUCUCUUUCUUCCCAGCAAAGUUUAUUAACUAUGAUUAUCUUGUGAUAAAUGGAAACAACACCUGAUAUGAAUUUAUGUAAACCACAUAGAGGGGUUUUUUUGAGCCAUCUGUGCUUCUUGUUGAAUAAAAAUAUAUUUAAUGAAUGAACAAGUGAAUUGUAAUGUCCUCCCUCUGCUUGUUGCUUGCAGAACAGAAACUCCGGUCUCCCACUGCCCUGCAGGCACAGUCUUCCCUGCCCUCCCAGAUGAAAAGCAGAGCUGUGUCUGGUAAGGGGAAGUUUCACGUGUCCUUUUCUGAAGGCUCAUCUCUAGACUUCCUCUGUCCAGGAAAAAGAGAAAUGGGAAAUAGGAAAGUGGACAUUCUUGACCUUGGCCGGGCUGCUUCUCCAACUAGGAGGCUGAGUCUGAGUGAUGAUGCAGGGAAGACCAACCUCAGGCCAGAGAGUUAUGAGCACCUGUACCUCCCAUCCUCUGCUAAUCGCAGGGAGCUGGUGAAGAGGCUUCAUGAUGAGAGGAAUGAGAAGACGGCAGCCGAUGAUGUUUGUAAUUACACCUCACAGUUUGCUAACGAAGUCCUGGCUCCUGCCCGGUCCUCAUGUGGAGAUUUCCUGGGACAGCACUCAGAAGCGGAUGCAGACCAUGCAAGUCCCUUAAAGCUCAGCUCAGGUAAAGGCCGGCUUUAUUGUCUUAGUUUUCAAGAUGUAACUUCUUCAGUCUUUCCUAACCUUUCUGAAUGAGAGGAAAUCUUUGUUUGGUUCUCUCCUGGUGACGCAAAAUGUCAACUUUCUGCCACUAUUAAUAAUAUUUCUUAGCCUUCUCCUUUUGCAAAAUAAAGGUGGUCAACAGUAUAAUGAGCAGCCAGCUUCUGUUCACAAAUUUCAGCUUCAAAGAAAGAGGCAUGAAGGCAAAAACACUGAGCAAUGGGCCUUCUCCUAAAUUUCAGAAUUCAGUGUACAGUGGUACCCUGGGUUAAGUACUUAAUUCGUUCCAGAGGUCCGUUCUUAACCUGAAACUGUUCUUAACCUGAAGCACCACUUUAGCUAAUGGGGCCUCCUGCUGCCGCCGCGCUGCCAGAGCACGAUUUCUGUUCUCAUCCUGAAGCAAAGUUCUUAACCCCAGGUACUAUUUCUGGGUUAGCGGAGUCUGUUACCUGAAGCAUAUGUAACCCAAGGUACCACUGUAUUGUCAAUAGUCAAUAGCCGUAGAAGAGAAGAUCAUUACUCUAUCUCUUCCACUUAGCUUAAAAGAGGCAGGCCUAAAGUGAGACUAGGAAUGGGGGAGCAAUUUGAUUCCAUUCUCAAACUUUAUAAAGUACAUUUUCUUGAAAACUAAUAAUUACAGCAAAGAUUCUUGUUCCUCUAUCUAUUGAGUACGUAACUGAAUGUAGUUAUGAGACUGAUACUCAAAUCUGGGAGUUAGGAGAAAUACCCACAAAAGGGCGGAAAAACAGGGCACAAAUGAAUAGAGAGAACAAAGUUGAUCCUCACAACUGUUUCUGCUAUGUUUAGCCCGUUACCAUUCUCCAUUGGUAAAAGUAUCCUGAGCUUCUCCAUUGGAAAAUGAUUUUACAGCUCUUGUCACCACACAUGCUUGGAUUGAACCCACUCUUCCAAAGAAUUUUCACACAUGGAUAAUGGUGUACUCUUUCUACCUGUAGGAGCAUUUGGAAGGACUACUUUGUUACACCAAAGUUGCAUGAUGAACAGGCCUGUGCACAGCUUGUCUGAGACCUGGAGUGGGAGUCUUGUUAGAAUAAAAUUAUUAGCAUGACAGUGUUAAGUCCUAGCAGGGGGCCCCAGCCGGCUUAGCCCUCCGAGGCCCGGGGCAAGUAUACUUGGUUGCCCCCUCCCCUGCACAGGUCUGAUUGUGAACCAUAGAAAGCAUGGAGGAUUUGGGCAUGGCUACCAGAAUUUUUGGAAUUUGGUUGGCCUAAAUUUUACUUUGGUUUCAUUUGUUUUCGAGAGUUGGCCACAAGUGUAGAAUUGAUGGCCGCUUGCUUUCAAUCUUGGGGGGAAAUGGAAAAGAGGAGCUCACAGUGGGUGAGAAAUAAAAUUAUGGGCAUGCAUGCCAGUGAGCUUGGCUCAACAGCCUAACUUGCUACCUUGUCCCCAGUGCUUUGGGUAAGCUAAUUACCUUUUAAACAAAUGCUGGAUUAGUAUUUAUCUAUUUGUUUUGACACCUUAAAAAAAGUGUAAACUAUCUGAGGAAUUAUGACACCAAGGGCAUCAGUGAAGCAGUACUGUGUACAGUGACCUGCAGACUUGCAGGAUUUAUUUUUCCAGACAUCAACUCUGGAGAGAUCAUGCAUUUAGAUCAAGAGUGGGGAAGACAGGGUGUCUUCACUGUUAUUCUUUGCUCUGUUACAGUGCUUGGAUGCUUAGCCACUAUGAAAAUAAUUCAGGCCCUUUUUGGGCUGGUGGAGGAUAGAACUGGACUAACAGCCCACCUUCAAGAUGGCUGGGAAUUAAAGAUGCCUUGUGACAAGUGUAAGCCUUUCUUUCCCAUCUGCUAACCAAACAGUUCCUUUCUUUCAUUAUUCAAUUCAGCUUCUACAAGCUUUGGAGAUUUCCUGUCGAAGCAUCGUUCUUUGUUAAGUGAGGUGUCUCUUGGGAAUUCACAAUCGGCUACAGCCUUAACAUCCACAUCCAGGAAAGGGCGAGACCCGCCAGCCUGCCGAUCUCUCAGUCCUUCAAGAAUGGAGUUUAAGCAUACCAGCAGCCAGCACACUCCAGUAACCCCCAAGCACUGUUUUAGAGAGCCAGUAACGGAGGUGAGUGCUUUGUUCUGGAUCCUCUUUGUGGAGCAGGUAGAGCAGGGGAAGGAUCAUGGGGUGGUAUGCUGCCUAAUGAAGCAUGUGUGGUAUCUGUUCUUUAGCAUGGAUGUGAGACAUUUAUGGGCAUGCCUCAGAUUGUUCUGAGUGACAUUCAUUUGCCCUUUCAUCUGUUCCUCCCAGCCCCAUUCUGCAGCAGUUGAUUUCUUCAGCACAGUAUAAACUUGCCAUUGUAUCUCAGGGUGUUUCCAGACUCUCAGUAUUUUGUGAGAGAUAUUCAAACUCUUACUGGAACUUUAGGUUUGAGGAGCUAAAAUGAGUCAGAAUACUCUGUUGCCCUAGCCUAGUGCAACAAACCCACUUUAGAAAAACAACUCUUUCAAAAGUGUGUGGUUAAUGAAUGUUAAACAAGAAGCUUGCUCCCAGUGCCAGUCAGUUGGUUGGCAUGAACAGUGCAUCAUCAAAGGUAAUCACUGCAACCACUGGUCUGCCAUUACAGCAACCUCCUUUGAUCUUAGACUGGUACCAGUCACCUGACAACAUUAUGACAUCAGGUGAUUGACAAGUGAGCAGUUCCGCCAACCUGUCAGAGUUGGCCUGGGAGUGGGAAACUUAGGCAUCCAGCCCCGGAUCCCGUUCCCCACUCUUACAUACCUCAUUACUGUAUAAGGCCUUUCAAAAGGGACGUCAAACAGUGGUUCCAGUUGUACCUUUCCCUCAUCCUCAGGAUCAUGGGCUGUCAAAGUGAUGCUGAUCCUGAAUUGAACCUUUGCCCUGCUCUUGUGAUUUCAAACAAGGACAUAGCUCAGUGGCAAAGGAUAGACACCAGAUUCAUAUACUGAGGAGAGAGCCUAGAUUAGCUAAACUUCAGUUAUAAAGACUGGGGGUGGGACAAACCCAGUUUGAUAAAAAUUGGCAAUGAGGCACGGCAUACAGCUAGUUAGCAAGGCUGAGGGCUAGACCAGGAGCAGACCAGUAUCAGCCUCUUUGUUGUCUACGUUGUGUUAAUUACUUAGUAAUAAUAAUAUAAAAAUUCUAAGCUACAAAAACAACUGAAAAAACCAAGAAAUUGCAUGAUUUAUUUGAGAAACAAGUUGUCAGAAAUUCUCUCCUACCCUCGAACUUUAAUCCACCUCUUUAAAUGUGCAUAAAUAAAUUUUAGAUGUUUGUCAGAAUGCCUCCAUAUGUCCAGAUGUGACAAAUGUUACUUAUGUGUUUUGUAGCUUCACUCCAGAGAGCAUAGCAAUAUCCCUCUCCAGACAGCAAGUAUUGUCAGCAGCACUGAGAAACCAUGUCUUCUUGUCACUGUCCUGCAGCAACUCCUGGAUUUAGUGGAUCGUUAUUGGAAUGGCUCUGGCUCCCUUUUUAUCAAUAAGGAUUUCCUUGGUAUGCUGUUCUAGGCUCAGGCUAUGUGCCUAAAACUCCCACCACCCCCUUCUUUUCAGAGAAGGGAAGCAGACCACAUGCCAAGCAUGUCACCAGGCAAUAUUCAGUGUCCUUGUUUGCUGUGCACAUCACCAGACUAUUUGCAUCAGGGGUCACAAAGAAUUCUAUGCAAUUCUUGUAUUCUAUGCAAGGCUGUGAUCAUGGGGCCUUUGAAACAGGAAGAAUACCUCUGAGGAUGUGCAGAAUGGCUUUCCCUCACAACACAGUAAUGAUAACCAGGUCACAUACACCUGGGCAUUGGGGUAAACACUUUUAGGUAAACAGGAUAACUCCCAGGCUAGCUAAAGGCUCAGCACCUCUUGUCUUUACUACCUCUAACCCUGAACUUGACUGGUGAGUGCCAACAGCAUAGUAGCCAAAAUUGGACCAUGUAGGAUCAAACGCAAAUUUUGGCUUUGUUUGGCCUGCUUAACUUUUUCUAAUCUUCUCUUUUUUUGCAUUCUUGUGACCAUCAUACCUCCUAUCAGAUGGAUCUGCUUAUUUUUCUUACUGUAUUUACUCAAGUCUAAUGCGCCAUCAAAUCUAAUGGGCACCUCAAUUUUGAGAACCUUGAAACCAAAAUAAGUAUUUGCUGGCAAAUGUAAAUGUGCCAUUGAAUCUAAUGUGCACCUUAAUUUUUGCAAAAUGUGCACCUUAAUUUGGCCAAAGAAAGGUGAGCAUUAGAUUUGAGUAAAUAAAGUAAUAUUUCAAAUUUAACUGUAGGGCAGAUUCUUUCAUCUUUAAUGACUCAGCAACUCCUAGCCUAGUUACUAAUCUCUAGGCAAGACCAGCUCUGUUGAUUUUUCUUUUUGCCCGAAGCAAAUUCAUGCAAGAUGUUACAGCACCCAAUGUCUUUCUUACCUAAAGUAAACACUAUGUAGAUUACAGCAGUAAUAGGUAGAGAGCACACCACCCAGAUACUUUAUUCCACAGAAAAAUGCAGCUCUUCAUGGUUAUGAGAUGACCAGCCACUCUUAUCUGAAAAACGCUGUGUUAUGCAAUACUCCCUUUACAGGCAAGUCUGAAUUCAUUAAAAAUAUAAUGUAAUUGCCCUGCAUGAAGGACUCUGCAACUUGAAAACAGACACUGAAUGUACUUUUGUUACUCAUUAAAAAUCUUUUAAUAAAAAUGUAUUUUUAAAAAGAAAAACCAGACCUCCAAGCAGAUAAAAUCCAGACUUACGUCCUCUGGUCACCACUCUGUAAAAUACAGUAUUGAUAAGGCAAGUUAAAACCAAUUAAUACAAAAUUAAAACUAAAUUAAAGCUAACUUUAAAAGCUGAAAGCUACAGAGCAACCAGGAUAUACCAACAUAUUUUGGGGGAUCCUGAAAUUUGCAAUAGUACAGAAAAUCUUUAGAAGGGGAAAAAACACAAAUGGAAUGACAGCAACAAUAUCCAAAGCAGGUCACUGGGGACUGAGUAUGCGCAGUAGCCAAAGAAUGUGAAGGACAGGGUCAGGAGAGAUGGGGUGGGGUGGGGCUGACUGGGUUAUCCUGAGACAGGGCAGGGCUGGUUGGCUGGAACCCUGAUCAGGAGCAAUAUCCACACUGCAACAUUUGGCUGCAGGUCCCACUUACCAUGUUUUAAUCUGGUUUGUGCUUUUAUUGUCCUGCAGCUCCAGCACGCGAUUUGCUUGCAUACUUGAUGGCGGCUGCCCGUUCACAGCAGGACGUUUGCUCAGCCCGCAAAGCCGUGCUAGGCCCUAGCUCCUCGGGGUUCAGUUGCCAGCUUCCCAGGGAACAACCAACGUAUUCUCAGCAGCACUGCAGCAGUGCCAUCGACAAGGCUAGGAGGGUACGUGCUGUUCACCAUUGCUUCCCUCUUCCUUCCUCAGUAAAGUGGAAGCAAACCUAGUUCUGUUUUAUGAGAGAAUCUUUAAUGUUUUAUAAUUAAGAUAACUUACUGUCCAGGUAUCUGAUAAGCCAUGUGCGCAAGUCCGUGCUGCUGCUCUGAAUUAUGGAGCCAUCCAGCCCAGAGCCUGUGACUUAUGUGGAUCACCAUGUGCCAGUGGUCAGGCAGUGGCUGAGAGCCCCCAUGGACUCAGAAGGACCCCUCCCUGACCCAGCCUGUCUGCGCCAGCACUUGCCACCCUCCAUGCCAGCCCCCUCGGCUGCUAUGCCACCUCCGAAUGACAGAACAAGAAAUGUCCACAGACCCCCAACACACUGGGGCCUCCUGCCAUCUGACACUGGGCCUGAGCGCUUUGUAUUUUUCUUUAAACACCAGAAUGUGAUGCAAAACCCACACAGCACAGCUUCCCUCUGGGUAUCUGGGUAGCCUCCCACGGCCACACACUCUCAUAAACAGUACCCUACAGCCUCUGGAUUUCUCUCCCAGGAAACACAGGCCCUUACAGCACCUUCUUUGCAACCCAGUAUUCUCAAAACCUCUAUACUCUCUUCAUAGUCAUGGGGGUUUUAUGUUGCGGUUUCAUUACAUGCAUUGCAUCUGAAUGCCAAAAAACAAACAUUGCUUUAUUUAGAAGGUCCUGGGCUGAUUGGUGACGGGAUGGUGUUGUCUUCAGAAAUCUCUAACCCAGCCUAAAGAAGAAACCUUCUUGAUCUCACAUGUGUGGCCACAUAUUUAUGUCAGACCAACAGAGUCGCCUUUCCCCCUUGUUGAACUACCCUACCAACUCUUUCCUUCCCUCCCCAACAGAAGGUGGAAGAGAGUCAGAGCCCACCUUUCAAAGAACGAGGUGUGGAAGGUGCUGCUGCUGCCGCCGCCGCCGCCACCUCCAGUUCCAGCUCCCACGGAAUAUAUUCUCUCUCUUAUGGUAAGUUCACUGGUUAAAUACCAGACGGAUGUCUGACUGGACUUGUCAAUGCUAGGACUUUCAUAUCUUUUCUACACUUGUGUUGAGGGAGGCUUUCACAUAAUCAGUCAGCCUAACUGCUGUUUCUACAUGCUCCAGAUGAAUGAGAGAUUGACUACCUCUCCUGCUCGAGUCAAGACUCAGGCUGGCGUUGAGGAUCACAGGCACAAGCCCCAACCCCAGUAAAAGAAACAAUGUCCCCCAUAGGAUGUUUCAUUGUGCCAUUUCCACUACCAGUGCCCAUUGCUACAGAGCUUGCCUGGGAGAACUUCCUCUCAGCUGGGGAAGGCAGAUUUAUACCACAACAUCCAGCCACGGGGGAGGGGCUUGGGGUGAAGCCAGAGAGAUGCAAGAUGACAUAGAAGGAUGGACAGGGUGACAAAGGAGCUGAACCAGAUUUUGAACCCUGCUGAUAGCCAUUAAGUUUACUGCACCUCCUUGGGCCAAUCACAAGGAUAAAAUAGGGGGCAGGAGGAGUGAGGACAUGAGUUUAUUGGAGGAAAGGCAGGCUAUAAAUAAAAUAGUGGUGUUUUUUAAAAAAAGGUUAAAAGUGUUGAUAACAAUUUAAGGCAGUUUGCAACAAACUAAGCAGCAGUAGCAGCAUCUCAACAAUACAAAAGUACAUUUGAAGUCUACAAUACAGGUGGUAAAACAAAGUCUCCAAAGGGGUGCAUGUUCCAGUUCAGUUUUCAUACUAUCUCUGUUCUUCUGCUGCACCUAGAUUCAGAAUAAAAUGGAUACCCCAAAAAGCCAUUUGAAAGACUUCAAAUGAUCAUAGAAUAAUAGGUGGGGUUCCAUGGGUCACUUUGCUCUGUACCUUUUCCCAUGCCUUUGAUCAAGCACAACUCUAGGUUUGCUCAUCUGCUGAUAUUUUUCUCCUAGAUGAGUUGUUAAGUAGAAAUGAGCAGCUGAAUGCCCAGGUGGACAUCUUAACUUUUGAAUUAAAGCAGCUUAAAAAGCAACAGGACACCAUCAGUUUGCUGAAGGAGAGUCAAAGGUAAAUUAAGUUUGGCAGUUUCAUUUAGGGGAGGGAACAUAGGGCUAUCAUUCAAUUUUUUAUCCCUCCUUCCUAAAAGUAGCUCACAUGGCAUUCAUGGUGUCCCCCCACACUUUUGUCAUCACAACAUCGCUGUGAGGUGGGCUAAUCUGAAAAAGUGACUAGUUGAAAGAGUCACAGUCCAUCUUUAUCAUGACACAUAAUUGACAAGCAGGUUGUCCCUCCCACCUGUCAAAAGCUCUUGCAUGGGGAUUGCAAAUUUGAUGUAGAAGGGAAGAAGAAAAAGAGCAUUGAUAGCAGAUCCUGUCCUUUGCUGAUGCUUGUGAUAGACACCUUUUGGAGGGGAGAAAGAAAGCUGCUUUUUGUAAGCAAGUGCAGCAGGCAGGACUUCUCCUGUGCUCUGCCGAUGCUCACAAAAAGCACCUUUUAUUUCUUCUUGCCUUGGCUGCUGUGCAGGGAAAACGCAAGAGGCAAAAUCCUGGUUUGGCUGCAAGUACCUGUUUGCAAACCCAAGACAGGAUUGAACCAUGCCCUCCUGUCCAUUAACUAAUGCCAUGAGCAAUGUGACCUGGUUUAUAGGGGGACAUGGGUUAUGGGACAAUUAAACCCUCUGGUUAGGGUCAGGAUUAGUCCCUAUGCCACAUGUCCAAUGAUUGAAAAUAUCAAGUUGGAGACUUACAGGUUGGCAACUAAUGAAACUCCUGUUUGAAGUAGCUUUUCUUGUUGGUUUGAAAGUCCAAGAAAGCUAACUCAUUCAGAGAUGCUGAGCUCAGUCAAGGGUGGUUCCUGUUCAUUGUUUCCUUCUUGCCAGGUCUCUUGUUUCCACAAACAACUUCCUUCUGCAGCAGCUGAAUAAAGAACAAGACCCUUCCUUAGGCAAAACAGGCCGUCUUUCGGAGAAGAUCCCUGAUGCUCCUUGUCAUGCCUCUUGCCCUGCGAGGACGUCCCAUCGUGCUUCCCUCACCUCUCCCAUUGCUUGGAAUCCAGAAAUGUUAAGCGGCUGUCCUCUCUGACAGAAAGCACAGAAUCACUUUCUUCCCAUGGUGACUGUCAUACAAAUUAUGCUUCAUUUUCACAUAACCAAUCAAUCAAUCUCUUUAUUACAGGCAGUGACCAGUAUUCUUCAUUUUCACAUAAGUAUAGUAUGAAAGCCUGUUGGCAGGUGUGCCUACUCUUUACUGCUUUUAAUGGUACUAUUUCUUUGACUCCUCAUGGCCCUAGGAGGGACUCACUGGCGUGUCCAGAUGUGCUCUGAGGACAUCCCAAAACAGAAGCACCCACAAACAUACUUACUUCACACACUCCAAGGCCAGGAAGAGAGUCCACAGCCUCCCUGCUCUACCUUUUUUCCUCAGGGACAUUGGCUUCAGCCCCCAUCUCCCAGUUUGUCCUCCAUGCCUGAACCAAAGUCCAGCUUUCCAGUGGCCAUCCUACAGUGCCUAUGGUUAACUCCAUCUCCUUUUCCCUAUUCAAAAACACCCUUCUGCUGUUCUCUUCCACACAUGCCCCUCAGUCCUUUCCCUGGGCCCAGAAGGCUUCCUUUCUUCAGAACUUUAUAGAGUGGCCAAGGCUUCAUCGUCUCACAGUAUCCAGAUGGAAAUGGUUUGAUGUAGUAACACAAUGUAUUAAUGCUGAGUAUAAUCCUUAGCUAGUGGGAUUACACACCAGAGUGUGCAAAAGGGGAAAUUGUAGGUGUUGUUAAAAUGAUAAUUGAAUUCAAGAUGUACCGUCUCUGAUAACAACAGCUUGAAAGUAUGUAGCUAACACUAAGCUUGAAUUGAGAGGUAUCACCCAUUUAUCCUGGCCCAUUGUCAUGCAUUUGUGCAGCUCUAAACUGUGAUCUGGACUUGCUGCAAGGCAAACCCACAAAAUCAUCUUGCAGCCAUAGGGAGAGAAGUGGAGGUCUUCUGGCCAAUUGCUCUGGUUUUGGCCUGACCUGGCCAACUUCUCUCUCCACCCAACCCAGACGAGUAAUAAGAUGGAAGCUUAUUAUGGAAUUGGUGCUGCUUGUACAAAUAAGCAUUUUUGCAGCAUCCAUAUAUUGCAUCAUCAGAAUGACAGGCCAGACUUUCUUCUGCACUUUAAUCUGAAUUUCCCUUUACUGUGGAAAAUCUGGCAAGUAGAAAGAGCCCAGGAUGCAGCUGCAGGUGCUUCUUUUGUGAAAGGCUCAUGGCACAUUUCUUUAUGAUGAUGAGUGAUUUGUGGGGUGUGGUGGUGUUUUUAGUGGGCAGCAAUUCAUGCCACUCCCCUCCUUCCAUUUGCUUCCAGCCAUGUUGAUGACACUCCUGUGCCUGUUUUCACCACUUUCUGCACACGGAAGGCAUGCAGAUUUCAACAAUCCACUAUGUGUGGAGAAUUGCCUUCAAGGCUGUGAUAAGAAAAGUACCAACUACAGAGGUCUAGCACAAGAUCUCUUUAUCACUCGUGCACAAGAAAGACUUCAGUAUUUUAAAAAAUCUUAACAAUUUUGCCAGUGCCAUAUCUCACAUACAAAGUACCUUUUUUAUUUCCGAUACCUAGUCUUCUUGUGUCACAGCACUUACAGUGCUCAAAAGAGCAGUCCUAGUCUAAAAAUUGAGCCCUAAGGACACAUGACUGCAGAGGUGGCCAGCUCACUCCAAGUUGCCUCCUAAUUUGAGAAACCUUGUGAUGUACUGGUGAAGGCAAAACUGCCAGCAGCCUUUUGAGGUUGGGUUCACCAGUGCUCUGUUUUGCCUUAAUUAUAAAUUGGCUUCUGCGAGGGAGAGCAAGUAGGAUAUAAAUGGGUGCAUGUUUCGUUGAGGGAGGCGUGCCAGUAACCCAGGGCUGGUGAGUGGAAAUAGGGCUGGGAAUGGAAUCCCAUUUCUUUACAUGUCACAUUUUGGGACAGAAGACAAGAGACCCAAGAGAUGCCGCUUCAAUUUUUAUUCAAAAGACUCAUGAUAUAAAGCUUUAGAAAGCCUCAGGCUGCUCCAUCCUCAUUAUGCCUUGGCCCUUCCUUUGGUUCCUUCCGAGGCUCUCACCAUGGCAAAACAUUCCCUUCCCAAGUCACCAGCACCCCGUGUUGCUUUUCAGAGAGGUUGCAAAGCACUUUCAUAAUGCCAGACACACUUUCUUCAACAGUCAGGUCAGCCUGCAAGGUACAAACCAUGGUUAGAUAGUGAUUCUGCAGAGGCACAAGAAAAUCUGCAGUGAUGGAUGAGAGCUCAGCCAACCACAUGAGUGAUGGUUUUGCCUAUCUAGCUACCAAAGGAUUGGCCAGAAGGGAGGGAUGGGAUAAGUUUGUCCUUGGUUGUAAUUUUAGUGUGGGCCUGACUGAAUAUUCACUUCUCCAAACAAUAAGCAAAACUAUAUGCAGCUAUCCUUGGAAAUCGGCACACCCCAAAAAUCUGUAAUGCAAUUCUCCCACCAAAAAUGUGAUCAGCAGUGUAUUUAUUACAGGCAAGUGUGAAUAAAAAUGCAUCCAUUAGUGAG
Messenger RNA from Podarcis lilfordi (Lilford's wall lizard), 26833 nucleotides. The record is from the annotation of a GenBank genome assembly. Lineage: Eukaryota; Metazoa; Chordata; Lepidosauria; Squamata; Lacertidae.